CAAGCUUCCUCGCCUGCAUGCCAAGCAUUUCGCACUGAAGACUACUGCACCAUGAUUUUCACCCGCUCCAUCCUCCUGGCCCUGUCGGCCUUUGGUCUCGCAUCGGCAGCUCCAGUCGACGAGAUCCUCCCACCCCACGUGGAAAAACGUGGCCCCUCUGACUUCUACUUGGCCCCUGAGCACCCCUUGAUGCUAGCCCGCCUCAAUGCCUCCCUCGAAGCCCGGGGCAUGUCCCUCGAAGCUCGUACCAACUACGUCCAGAACUACAAAACUGGAGGUACCGUCAACUUUACGCCCUCGGGCAACGGCUUCAACCUCAAUUUCAACACCAACAACGACUUCGUCGUCGGUGUAGGCUGGAACCCCGGUUCUCGCAGCCCCAUCACCCACUCCGGCUCUUUCAGCGUCACCCGCGGCUUGGGCACUUUGUCCGUCUACGGAUGGACCACCAACCCGCUUGUUGAGUACUACGUCAUUGAGGACUCGGGCGGUUUCUCGCAGACGGGCACGAAGAAGGGCACUGUGACCAGUGAUGGUGGCACUUAUACCAUCUGGGAGAAUGUGCGAACCAAUGCGCCUUCGAUUCAGGGCACGCGCACUUUCAACCAGUACAUCUCUGUUCGAAAUGGUGGUCGUCCCAGUGGUACUGUCACCAUCAACAACCACUUCAAUGCUUGGGCUAGCCAUGGUAUGAACCUUGGCGCUCUCAACUUCCAGGUCAUCGCUGUUGAGAGCUGGAAUGGUGCUGGUUCUGCCCAGCAGACUGUCACCAACUAAAACCCUUGCGCAUGGGCUCUUGGUGAAAGCCUUGCCCACGGUCUCUUGGCUCUUUAUGAACCCCAACUUUCCUUGGAGGGUCGCUAUUAGGGGAUGUGUUCUAUUCCAUUCUGAUACACAAAGUGGCGGCGUGUAUGCGGCCUCAAACCUAUGGUCCCCAGCACUCAUGUACCCAGCUUUAUGAUGCAGCCGUUCGCAUCUUGUCCUUUAUUUAUCUUUGACAGAGUCAAAUCACUCAACCCGAGCAAACCUGUCUGAA
Microdochium trichocladiopsis is the source of this 1036-nucleotide messenger RNA. Its product is annotated as putative endo-1,4-beta-xylanase 1 precursor. Bases 52 to 777 code for a protein of 241 amino acids. Lineage: Eukaryota; Fungi; Ascomycota; Sordariomycetes; Xylariales; Microdochiaceae. The transcript has a single exon. Gene Ontology annotation, biological process: xylan catabolic process. Gene Ontology annotation, molecular function: hydrolase activity, hydrolyzing O-glycosyl compounds. The record is from RefSeq and is a predicted model, not a curated record.